Camellia sinensis is the source of this 682-nucleotide messenger RNA. Lineage: Eukaryota; Viridiplantae; Streptophyta; Magnoliopsida; Ericales; Theaceae. The record is from RefSeq and is a predicted model, not a curated record.
AUGUAUUCUGAAGUCUUCAGUAUUUAUACUAUCACAGAAUUCUAUUCCACUCCAGAGAGUCAGAUAUGUAGGCACUGCAAGGCAUAUGUAAAGGGGUUCAACCACCAUUGUCCUGCCUUUGGAAACUGUAUAGGUCAAAAAAACCGUGUCCUCUUCAUAAUCCUCCUAGUUGGGUUUGUUUUUACUGAGGCUUCGUAUGUAGCGUGCUCAUCUCAGUUUGCUACAAAAUUUCAGAUUAUGGAUAACAUUGGGGGUCUGACUAGUUCAUCUAGAAAUUUGGCAAUUUGCACAAUGCUAUUCUCUCUUCUCCAAGUGCUCUGGCAGGUGUACAUUGUUUCUUCUCCUAUACAAGUUCUUCCCUAUUUGAAUAUUGAAUUGUUAUCUAACAGGAACAUGCUGGUGAAUGUUUAUAGGGGGUGUUCCUGUUGUUUCAACAUCAAAACUGAUGAAUGGAGUUGGAGCCCUCUGAUCUUUGAAUUCCCAAACCUUCUUGAACUCCUUAAAGAAGCAUUUUAAUCUAUAUGGAAGAAGCAAGGGAUGUUUAUGUAUGGAAGAAGCAAGGGAUGUUUAUGUAACCAAUUUAGUGCUAUGGUGUAUAGAUUUGGCUUGUCAACAAAGAUUAUUAAGGAAACUCCUUUCCGAGCCUUUUUAAUAUCAAAUGAUUUCUCUCCUUUGUAAAAUA